Molecule: messenger RNA, 1041 nt
Organism: Thyridium curvatum
Lineage: Eukaryota; Fungi; Ascomycota; Sordariomycetes; Thyridiales; Thyridiaceae
Exons: 2
Coding region: 1-1041 (346 amino acids)
Biological process (GO): transsulfuration
Cellular component (GO): mitochondrion
Molecular function (GO): thiosulfate-cyanide sulfurtransferase activity
Source: RefSeq, a predicted model, not a curated record
AUGGUCGCAAUUGCCGCCAUAUCGCGACUGGCUCGCCCCUCACUGUCCUCUUCGUCCAAACCUCUCUUCCGAUCCGCCCGGUCCGCCCUCGUCCUCCCCAUGGCGGCGCGCUCCUUCUCCUCCUACCUCGUCACCCCCAAGGAGCUCAGCGAGGCGCUCAAGAAGAACCCGCCCUCGACUAUCUCGCCCGACCCCCGCGUCAUCCCCCUCUGCGCCGCCUGGUUCAUGCCCAACGACCCGGAGAAGCGCACCGGCAUCGAGGUCUUCCGCAAGGAGCGCAUCCCCAAGGCCCGCUUCUUCGACGUCGACAAGAUCUCGGACCGCCGCAGCCCCUACCCGCACAUGCUGCCCAGCGCCAAGGACUUUGCCGCCGCCAUGUCCGAGAUGGGCAUCCGCAAGGAGGAUACCGUCGUCGUCUACGACACCAAGGAGCUCGGCAUCUUCUCCGCGCCCCGCGUCGGCUGGACCCUGCGCGUCUUUGGCCACCCCAACGUCCACGUCCUCAACAACUUUAGGCUCUGGGUCGACCAGGGCCUGCCCACCGAGAGCGGCGAGCUCUACGAUGUCGAGUGCCACCCUUACCCCAUCCCCGAGCUCGACGCCGACAAGGUCGCCACCUACGAAGAGGUCCGCGAGGUCGCCCUCGACUACAACAAGGAGGGUGCCGAGGGCGUCCAGGUGCUCGAUGCCCGGUCCCCGGGCCGCUUCACCGGCAAGGACCCCGAGCCCCGCAAGGAGCUCUCCUCGGGCCACAUGCCCGGCUCCAUCAACAUCCCCUUCAACGAGGUGCUCGACCCCACCACCAAGACCUUCCUCCCCGCCGACCAGCUCAAGGCCUACUUUGAGAAGAAGGGCGUCGACCCGGCCAAACCCGUCAUCGCCAGCUGCGGCUCUGGCGUCACCGCCGCCGUGGUCGAGACGGCGCUGAACGAGGCCGACUACGGCAGCCCCGACCAGAGGAAGGUCUACGAUGGCAGCUGGACCGAAUGGGCCCAGAGAGUCCGUCCCUCAGACUCACUGAUUCGCAAAUCGGAAGGCUGA